Dermatophagoides farinae (American house dust mite) is the source of this 4711-nucleotide messenger RNA. RefSeq lists its product as uncharacterized. The record is from RefSeq and is a predicted model, not a curated record. Gene Ontology annotation, biological process: transmembrane transport. Lineage: Eukaryota; Metazoa; Arthropoda; Arachnida; Sarcoptiformes; Pyroglyphidae. Gene Ontology annotation, cellular component: plasma membrane. Gene Ontology annotation, molecular function: ATP binding; ATPase-coupled transmembrane transporter activity; ATP hydrolysis activity.
UUAUCAUAUUUGUUUCUGGAGAAUUCGUUAAUCAUUAUCUAUGGAAUCAAUUAGAAAAAUUUAUAUAAAUUUUAUUUUUGUCUGUUCUCUUGGCGGUUUGCUGAAUUCACUCUUCCGUUCCCAUCACCCAAUGUUUCAUCGUAAAUUUAUUUAUUCAUUUGAAUUUUUUUUAUUAUAAAAUUGUCAUAAAUCUUUUUGGAAUUUAUUGAAUACACAUGUUCAUUUUUAUUUGCAUCUGUGUUUCUUGUUCUGCAUAUCGUACAAGGACAAUAAUAACAACACCUCUUUCUAUUUUUUUUUUAAAAUAUAUUUCAUCAUUGUUUUGAUUUAUCAAGUUAAUUCGUAAGAAAUUUAUGCACAUAUUAUCAUCAUUCAUAACGAUUUUAUCAAUGUGAUAUAGUCAUGAUGUGAACAAGGGUGCGAUCAGAAAAAAAAAUUUAUUAUAUAAAUUUAAUUUUUCUUUUCAAUUUUGGCCAUUUAUUGGUUUUUUUCCUCUGGUUUGAAAUAUAACACAUUAAUUUUAUCAACUGUUUAGUUUGUUGUUUGUGUUUGUCGGUGCAUAGGAUAUUCAAUUUUUGUUGUUGUUGUUGUUGUUGUUAUUUUUUGAAUUCAAUUUCAUUUUUAAAAAGAUGAUUAAAUCGAUUGAAAUUGGCCCUAAUGAUAAGAAUGUAUCCGACGAAAAAGAAACAGAAAAUAUGGUAUCUAUUGCAUGGAGAAAUCUUCAUUAUGAAGCUUAUCCAUUUGGUUUAAAAAAUAUCUUCACCGGAAAAGUGAUUUUAAAACGUUUGAAUGGCCAUCUUUUAUUCAAUACAUUAAAUGGUUUUCUCGGUCCUAGUGGUGCUGGUAAAAGUACAUUAUUGAAUUGUUUGAAUGGUACACUAAGAUCUGGUCUUAGCAUCAAUACUGAAUUAUAUCUGAAUCGACAAUAUGUCAAUGAAAGGCCAAUCAUACGAUUCGUUGAACAACAUGUUCAUGAAACAAUUAUCGGUAUUAUGACUGUUGGUGAAAUUUUACGAUAUGCAUUUCGUCUUAAAAAUUCAUCAUCAUCACGACAACAAACAUUAAUAAAUGAACAUAUUGGAAAGAUUCUUGUGAAUCUUCUUCUGGAUAAAUCUAUUCUUAAUCGUCGUUUUGAUCAUUGUAGUGGUGGUGAACAGAAACGUAUUGCCAUUGCACAGGAAUUAAUGUCCAUUCGUAUGCCAUCAUUUUUGUUUGUCGAUGAACCUACUACCGGUUUAGAUAGCCAUGCUGCAUUACUUAUGAUGCGUUGUCUUCGUAAUCUUGUCGAUAAUCAUCAAAAUCAGUAUCGAUUAACAAUUCUUGCAACCAUUCAUGCACCAAAUUCGGAUAUGAUGAAUUUAUUCGAUAAAAUCUACAUUCUUGCACGUGAUGGUGUAUGUAUCUAUUCUGGUGCACCAAAAUUAUUACGUUCAAAUCUUCGUAAACAAUUGGACAAGAAUAAUGAUGAUGAAAUAGAUGACAAUAAUAAUCACCGAUCACCGAUUGAAGAAUAUAUGCGCAUCGCUUGUAAAGGUAUCGAUGAUGAUAAUGUACGUAAAUUAGCUACGAAAUGUUUGAAAAACGAAAAUGAAUUACUACAACCAUGGAUCGAUCGUAUGCAAUUUCUCGAUAAUGGCCUUUCAAUUCAAUAUAAAUCAUUCAAUUUCAAAGAUUUCAUAUACCAAUUGAUUCGAAUGUUUUAUCUAAUUUUUAUCAAACAAAUUAAGGCUCGCAUCUGUACAAUCCUAAUAUUCAUCACUCUAUUCUAUAUUCAUUCAACAAUGUUUGAUCCGAAAAUGGUUGAACCAAAUGUAUGUACAUCAAUUUUUGAUCAUGAUCAAAUCUGGCUGAAUCGUACAUGUCCACAACGAGUUAAUGAUGAUUUUUUGAUCGAUUCAUAUAUGCAUUAUCAAAGUUUUGCCAUUGCAUUUUUCGGUUAUAUAUUGAUUUCACUUAGUUCAAUUGCAUUUGGUGAAUUAAUCAAAGUCAUCAAUAAUGAACAUCGUAAUGGCUGGUAUAGUAUUGGUGUGUUUUAUUGUUCAAUUACAUUGAUACGGUUAUUAGAAUUGGCUAUACUAACCUUGUUGACAAUUACGAUGGUUUAUUGUCUUGUCGAUCAUAAUUAUGUUGAUAAUGGUCAUUUUAAUUGGAAUCGUUUUGGUCAUUUUACAUUGUUUUUCUGUCUUUUUGCAUUCUAUAUACAAUCACUUGGACAUGGGAUUAGUUGUGUGAUUAAUAAUGGACCAAUUGAAGCAUCUAUUAUAGGAAGCAUAUCGAUUUAUUUUAUAAUCAAUUCUUAUGAUGGUUAUAUGUUUAUGGCUGAUUAUCUUUAUCUACCAUUCACUCGAAUGUUGGCACAAUUGUUUGCAAGCAAAUUUAUUACACAUGGCCUAUUAUAUUCAUUCUAUGAUCUUGAUCGUUGUGAUCCGUCCACAGAAAUUUCAACCGUUCUACUCGAUUAUAAUGUUCAACCGGAACAAAUAUUUACCGAUGUCAUACAAUUAUUGGUUAUUUCUAUCGUAAUUCGUUUAAUGACAAUGAUUGGUUUUAUUAUAAGAUUUCAACAAUGGACCAUAUUUAAUCAUUCAUUUAAACGUUCAUAUAAUUUGAAUCAUAUUGAACCAAUUGAUUUCGAUGCCGAAUCCAGACAUAAUUAUUCAAAAUCACAUACCAUAAUUGAUGUGAAUAAUAACAAUAAUCAACAACGAAUAAAAACGAAAAAAGAAAUUGAAUUUGAAAAAUUCUGUCAAGAUAAAUUCAUUAUUGGUUGGCGUUCAUUAAGUUUAUUUACAACAGAUUCUCUAUAUGGAAUACGAUCUAUUAAAACCUUCCAUCCAGAUUCAUCAGAAUUAAUUUUAAGAAAUCUUAAUGGACAAUUUCGUUUCGGUACAUUGAAUGCAUUGAUGGGUACAUCGGGUGCUGGUAAGACAUCCUUAUUACGUAUAUUGAAUGGCCAGAAUAAAACACGUUUAAGUUUGGAAAGCCAAUUUUAUCUUAGUAAAUAUACACCAAUACGAACUUGUUUCAUAACACAAGAGAUUUCCGGUCAUCUUUUGCCAGGAUUAACAGCUAAACAAAGUCUAAUAUAUUCAUCUCGAUUGAAAAAUAUUAAUGAUACUAAUGUUGAUCAUGAAAAAAUGGCAAUGACAAUGUUAAAUGAAUUGGACAUUGUUUAUAUAGCCAAUACAUUAGUAACAAAAUGUUCGGGUGGUGAACGUAAACGUAUUGCAUUAGCAUUGGAAUUAACCUCUAAAAGAAUGCCAAAUUUUAUCUGUAUUGAUGAACCAACAAGUGGUUUGGAUUCAAAUUCAGCUGAAAUACUUGUAUCGUGUUUAAGGCGUAUGAGUCAUCGUCAUAAUAUAACACUUGUCGUUGCUAUUCAUCAACCAAAUACCGAUAUAUUGAUGAUGUUUGAUCACGUUUAUUUACUUGCACGUGGUGGUGUAUGUAUCUAUUCUGGGACACCUGAUCGGAUUCAUCAACAUGUUCGAUUAGUUGGAGCUUCUUCUGUUGAUUUUCCCAUUGAAGAAAUGAUGCGAUAUUCUUGUCUAAAUCAUCGUGAUCAACAAGUUAAACGUUUGGUACAAGCGACCAAUGAAGCAAUUCUUAAUGAUGAAAAAACAUUAUUCGAUAAUACACAAUUGGUUCCGGAGGGAUUAUCAGUAAAUCGUACGCGUUUUUCAUUAAAUUCCAUUGGUAUCCUCCUUCAACGACAAUAUCAUUUUUAUCGUAAUUAUCUAUGGACAGUAUUAUUGUUUUUCUAUGCAGUUUCUUUGGUAGUUAGUCUCAAUUAUCGUUUACUAUUGAAUCCCAAAAUUGCUGAACGUGAUGGUUGUAUUAGUUUUGAUGAGGAUUUCAUUGAAACAUGUAAUCGUUCGAAAGAGGAAAAAGUGGAAUUAAUUUUAAAUUAUCGUUAUAGUUAUUACAUUUAUAGUGUAAUGAUUUUCUAUCCAAUCAGUAUUAGUGCAUUAUUGUAUUAUUUUGAAUUGAAAUAUAUGAUCAAUGAACAUCGUAAUGGUUGGUAUAGUACGGGCAUUGUUUAUCUGGUUCGUUGGUCAUCGCAUGUGAUCAUCAUUUUACCCAUUGUAUUCCUGCAUUACUAUAUCACAGAUAUCUAUGAUCCAAUACGACCAGGGAUGUUUUAUUCAUUAAUGUUUGUUUGUAUAUUGGCGGCUAUUGCAUCACAAGGUCUUGGUUAUAUUUGUGGAAUUCUUUUCGGUUUCAAUCUUACCUAUCUAUGUAUAUCAUUGCCAAGUUUAUUUCUCAUAUCGAUAAUGGUCAUAUUGUCGCCAUAUUCGAAAUCAUUAACAAUUUAUCAACCAUUUAUACGAUUUAAUCCGAUUCGUUAUCUUACCGAAGCAUCCGUUAUGUUACAAUAUGGUUUUGGUCGUUGUGGUCCACGUGAAAUUCAAGUCAUUCUAUAUAAAUUGGGCAUAAAACAUGAUGAAUAUUAUUAUGAAUGUAUAUUACGUAUCAUAAUCAACAUAAUCAUCUAUCACUCGAUUGCAUUUGCAUUGCUUUAUUAUCAACGUAAAGAUUUCAAUCUUCGACGACGAACGGAAAAAAUUCAACAAUCAAUUCAUAAUCGGAAACAAUCAUUGAAUAUAAUGAUACCAGGAUUGACUUGUGAUCAUCAAUACACAAUCAAACAAUUUCGAAAUUGAUCUAUUUUAAAAAGAAAAAUUUAUUUUUAUCAUAUCAUGAAAUAUUU